This is a messenger RNA of Salarias fasciatus (jewelled blenny), 2206 nucleotides long. It is a transcript of the gene myoz2a, whose product is annotated as myozenin 2a. Gene Ontology annotation, molecular function: FATZ binding; actin binding; telethonin binding. NCBI's taxonomy places the organism in Eukaryota, Metazoa, Chordata, Actinopteri, Blenniiformes, Blenniidae. Gene Ontology annotation, cellular component: actin cytoskeleton; Z disc. The record is from RefSeq and is a predicted model, not a curated record. Bases 1160 to 1963 code for a protein of 267 amino acids. The transcript has 6 exons.
CCGGUUACAUAAUGACAGUGGGUACCCACUGUAGCUGAACCAUUAGUGAGUGAGAGAUAAGGGCGCUGAGGGAGAUGAUAAACAGAAAAUAUUUCCCUUCCAAUUUCAGUUUGGAAAACACUUUGCGGAAUUCAAAUGCUUUUUAAAGAGGAUAGCUUGAAGUUGAACAUUACAGCCAAUUGUAGCACGCAGGGAUUUUAAAUAUUCCAUCUCGUCUGUGUGGCUGCGGCACUUUCCUAUUGAAGGACCGGAGGAAAAGCCGAUGUCUGUGCUGUGCACUGUGAACUGCCUCUCUUUAUUUGUCUCUUUUUUAUCAAGUCAAGAAAUGAGGACAUAAAUUACAUUUAGCAAGGUGAAUUAUAACAUAGUAACCAGAUUAUAGGUUGAGUGAACCCUAUAAACUAUGGUCCUUCCCAUAUCAUGUGAUGGCAUUUAAAGCAAAUAGUAUCUGAUUGGUGCGCAGGCCUGUAGGGUACCACAUUCCCAUGGUGGAUGUCACUGAAUAUAUUUAUCAUUGGCCGUGCACGGCCAUGCUGGAGCACUGAUAAGGACAAUCGCCGCUGAAGCGGCUUUAUUUUUUGAUGUUAAAGCCUUGUGAGCCGGUUUCCGAACGAGUUUUCAUUUCUUUGGCACUUUACAAUACAUUCACACACACAUUGUAUACGUUGAUCAUUGCCCCCUUGUACAGUUGACUUAGUAAAAGUUGAAGAAACCAUUGCCCAUGCCACCGAGGACAUGCUUCAUAGGCUGACCCCACAUUUUUUUGACAUCGGUUUGCUAUGCUAACUUUAAUAUAUGCUUUCUUUUCCUGUAAUGUAGCCAUAGAGCCAGAGAUGCAGGGGACAGUGGGCUGUAGUAGCGGCGCUCUAAAUUUAGUCGCCCCCCUCUGCUUGUGAAGAAAAUACCAAUGACAACAGACAAACUGACUGACACCCACCCACCCCCUCAUUUAGUCUGGUGGGCCGCAGCCCCUCCGUACACCCUCCUGCGAACCAGCCGCAGUUCUCGGGAAGCGUGAGCGCCCACGCGGGUUGCACUACCCAGCCUGACCCGCCUGCCUCUCACCUUUCUGACUUGCUACCCCGAGGAGACAGACACAACUUGAGACUAUACUCCCCUCCCCCUCGCGGGUCCUUCAGGACAGUUCCCAGGGGCAGUUAUGUCACAGUUCUCCACCAUGACAACCAGGGAAAGGAAAAUGCAGGCUGCAGCAAUCUGCAGGGAGAUCCAAGCCCAGGAAGAUAUAGAGAUGGAUCUUGGGAAGAAGAUGUGCGUGCCAAAGGAGAUCAUGCUGGAGGAGCUAUCCCUCGCGUCGAACCGGGGCUCGCGUCUCUUCAAAAUGCGCCAGAAACGCUCGGAAAAAUACACGUUUGAGAGCAUCCAAAAUCAAAACAACAACCAGCUCAAUAGCACAGCAGAUUCCCACAUUGAAAAUGGGAAUGAAGCAGACAGCAGCGUCACUGAGGAGAACCUGAGCGUCAGCAAGCCAUCUGAAGCGCCGUCUGACACGCCGGAUACAAAAAUGGUGGCAGAUCCAGACACUAUCGCCCCGGGCUAUGGAGGUCCUUUGAAAGAUAUCCCUCCGGAGAAGUUCAACAGUACAGCUGUGCCAAAGUCCUACCACUCACCCUGGGAGCAGGCGAUUAUCAACGACCCGGCCUUGGCCGACACGCUCGUCACCCGCAUGCCUCACUUGGAGCCCAGGGCAGACCUACCCGGCUACAAAAGCUUCAACAGGGUGGCCAUCCCGUUUGGCGGUUUCGGAAAUGCGCCCAAACCUGCUCCCAUCAAGGCCGUCCAGGUCGAAAACCUCCCCGACCUCGCCGAGCUGCAGGGCGACGACGGGGUGAACCGGCCUUCCUUCAACAGAGCCGCUCUGGGGUGGGUGUCGUCCGGCGGUCCCGUCUCCCUCCCGUCCGUCUGCAUUGAGCCUGCGCUCAUUCCUGAGUCAGACGACCUUUGAACCCGUGGUGAAGUCACACAGAGAUGCCGUCUUCUUCGUUGCUCCACCCGAGGUUACAGUAGGUGGCGUGACGUAAGAACGGAGUGAGGGUGAGAGAAAACAUGCUGUCGGGUGUUGCUGAUUAGCAUGUCUGCAACCUUGUUUUUUUUUUUUUUUGUCAGUGAUGUUAAAUAUUGCACUGCAGGGAAAGUCAAUAAAGAACACUUCGUACAGUAGGCAAACAUUCUUGUAUAUUAAUGUGCA